This is a messenger RNA of Tarenaya hassleriana, 1503 nucleotides long. Its product is annotated as DNA-3-methyladenine glycosylase 1. Bases 131 to 1057 code for a protein of 308 amino acids. Gene Ontology annotation, molecular function: DNA-3-methyladenine glycosylase activity. The transcript has 5 exons. NCBI's taxonomy places the organism in Eukaryota, Viridiplantae, Streptophyta, Magnoliopsida, Brassicales, Cleomaceae. The record is from RefSeq and is a predicted model, not a curated record. Gene Ontology annotation, biological process: base-excision repair.
CCCCCACUUUCCAUUCCUCUACCUUCUAAUCUUUCUUCUCUUUUACAUUUUGGUCACCACCAAAAUCCUCUCUUGUUAUAAGGCUUCGAGACCAAAAAAAAAAAACAAUUGUACAUCCUCAAUCAUAAUAAUGUGCAGUUCGGAGGAUAAAGUGGCCACAAUGGCCAAAUUCAACGGGAGACCUGUUCUUCAGGCAAGUGGGGGAUCAAACUGUGUAAAGAAGUUGACAGCGCCGACGCCACCAAAGAGCAUAAAAGCCUUGGAGCGCAAGAAAUCAAAGAGCUUCAAGGAAGAGACGAGGGAGAGGUCGUCGCCGGGAAGCAUAGCGGCGGUGAGGAGGGAGCAGGUGGCGCAGGAGCAGGCCCUCCGCAAGAUGAAGAUCGCUCACUAUGGCAGAUCUAAGUCUGCCAAGUUUGAGGCCAAAGUUGUUCCUCUUCUUGACCCUUUUCCCGAUCAUAAGGAUGACAAGAGAUACUGCAGUUUCAUCACCCCUAAUUCAGAUCCCAUUUAUGUUGCCUAUCAUGAUGAAGAAUGGGGAGUCCCAGUUCAUGAUGACAAGACGUUGUUCGAGUUACUUGUGCUCAGUGGUACACAAGUAGGCUCUGAUUGGACCUCAAUCUUGAGGAAACGCCAAGAUUUCAGGAAUGCGUUCUUGGAGUUCGACGCAGAAGAGGUGGCGAAACUAACCGAUAAGCAGAUGAGUGCGAUUAGCUUCGAUUACAAGAUCGACAUGAGCAGAGUCAGAGGGGUCGUGGACAAUGCUAACAAGAUCCUGGAGAUAAGGAAAGAGUUCGGAUCACUGGACAAGUACGUAUGGGCGUUUGUGAACCACAAGCCCAUUUCCACCAGCUACAAGUUCGGGCACAAGAUCCCGGUGAAGACAUCCAAGUCGGAGAGCAUAAGCAGAGACAUGGUGCGAAGGGGUUUCCGGUUUGUGGGACCCACCGUGGUCCACUCCUUCAUGCAAGCCGCCGGUCUGACCAACGACCACUUGAUAACGUGCCACAGGCACCUCCCCUGCACCCUCCUCCCCACUAACAUUUCUUUUUUGGUGUGACGUCCUCGAGCGGUUUGUGUGUGAUUUUAAAUUAAUUAUUAAUGUAACAGUGUAAGAUAAAGAAGUGGGUUUUACUGGAGUAUUUUUUUUUUAAAAAAAAAAAGAGUGAAGGCAAAAGAAUAAGAAGUGGUGGGAGGGAGACAGAGGGCAUGUGUUGGGUGUCAGCAGCUGCAUGUGAGCCAUCUCACCCUUUCCCAAUGAUUCUUCUUCUUUACCUUUGCGUGCAUGGGACCUCCCUCCAUCAUCAUCAUCAUCAUAUAAUAUUAUUAUUCAUUUGGAUUGUGUUUUAUUAAUGUAUGCACAUCUUAGCUGUUGGUUUUUCUUCUUGAAAUCUCAAAAGGGUGUUGUUUAUAGAUAUGAUUGAUUGAUCCUGCCAUGUGCUUUGCUUCUCUGUAAUGCUUGUUAUUACCAACUACAAAUUCUUGAGAAAGAUAGUUUGACUGUUA